Molecule: messenger RNA, 1269 nt
Organism: Synchytrium microbalum
Lineage: Eukaryota; Fungi; Chytridiomycota; Chytridiomycetes; Synchytriales; Synchytriaceae
Exons: 8
Coding region: 1-1269 (422 amino acids)
Biological process (GO): autophagosome assembly; Golgi organization; membrane fusion
Cellular component (GO): nucleus; cytosol
Molecular function (GO): ubiquitin binding
Source: RefSeq, a predicted model, not a curated record
AUGUCAGAGUCAACAGAGCAGAGAAGAGGUAGGGUAGCCGAGUUUGCCCAGAUCACAGGAGCGAGUGCAGAACACGCGGAAUUCUACUUGGCAGCCAACGAUUAUAAUUUAGAGGGAGCACUAUCAUCAUUCUUUGAUAAUCCACCUGGAGACGGACUGAGUGAUCAAUUACAAGACGAAGACAUUGAACUUGAAGACGAACCGCCAUCUCCUCCUCCAAUAAGAACACAUCAACCAAUCCAAACACCAUCAAUACCACAAACCAUGUCUGGCGACAACAAGAAGCCUGCUGCUGGUGGAAGCUCAAGAAGGGUUGCCACGUUGGGUGACUUGAACAGUCAAGAUCAUGACGAUCACGAAGGUCAUGAUCAUGGCGACGAAGGACAAGACUACUUUGCAGGUGGUGAGAAAUCUGGAGUCAUGGUACAUGGUACUGGAACAAAACAACCAAACCCUGCUGCGGAUCUUGUCAAUGACAUUUUGAGCAAAGCUGCCAAAGCUGGACCGCCACCAGAAUCAUCAUCAAAAAAAGAUAAAAAGCCAGCAACUUUUGCAGGAUCUGGUUAUCGAUUGGGUAGUGAAGAAGAUCCAGCACCUACAGCACCAGCAGCUUCUGUCGCACAGUCUCUACCACAAGCACCUGUUCCAUUGGAACCAGUCGAAAGGCAACUGACAUUCUGGAGGAAUGGAUUCAGUAUUGAUGAUGGUGAACUACGUGAUUAUAAAGAUCCAGCAAACGAAGAAUUCUUGAGGGCUAUAAACAGCGGUCGUGCACCUACAACCUUGUUGAAUGUCGCAUAUGGUCAACCAGUCGAAGUCAAAGUCGCAAAACGUAUGGAAGAAGACUACAAACCACCACCAAAAAAGCCUGCUGCUCCAUUUGGUGGAUCUGGUCAUCGUUUGGGAGCUCCAGUGCCAGGUGAUGCAGCUCUUGGAGGCUCUAGCAGCGGUGCUGGUAUUCCAGGAUCAUUCCCUGGUGGUGCGGCUCCCGCAGUGUCCUCCGUACCAUUUGUGUUCUCUGUUGAUGACAGCAAGCCUGUUACGUCUAUCCAGCUUCGACUCGCAGACGGAACAAGGAUGAUUGCCAAGUUCAACCACUCUCACACUGUUGGGGACUUGCGCCGGUUCAUAAAUCAUUCACGCCCAGGAACCUCUGGAACUCCGUAUGUACUCAUGACAACGUUCCCAAACAAGGAGUUGACUGAUGAAAGUGCCACUUUGCAAGCCGCUGGUCUUGUAAAUUCUGUAGUUGUUCAAAAAAUGGAUUGA